AUGCUUAGCCUCGCGCGCCACUUUCAUAAGCUGCUUCCUUCCCAAUAUCAUCCUUACAAGGCUUGGUCUUGUUUCAGUCUAAUCAAACAAAGCCAAAUCCUUGCAGUGAAAGAGCCGUGGUAUAAGAACACAAAGAAAUUCAGUUCCAUUGCAGCCAUGUCGACUCCAGAGCCACUCCCCAACCCCCAGCGUGUCAUCACCGACACCGAUCUCGAGACCGGCAUCUCUCAUUUCAACACGACGCUGGACGAAAGCCUCGCCGUCAGACAGGAUCUCGGAGGUUCCUUGUUCCGUUUAGGAUACAUCACUGACAAGACCCCCAACACGCUCGAUGGCACCGAUCUCACCAACUACACGGAGUACCUGGAGACUGCCAGCGUGCCUCCAGUCACCCUCCCCGACGGCCGUGGUAUGAUCUGGUACAUCGACACCCCUCCCGGCAAAGGCAGUCCUUCCCACCGGACCCUCAGCUUCGACGUCGUCAUUCAGGUCGCAGGCGAGAUCGAAUUGACUCUCGAGUCAGGCGAGAAGCGCAUUCAGAAGCCGGGUGACAUGGUCAUCCAGCGCGCUACCACUCACAGUUGGAGAAACCCCAGCGAAGACAAGUGGGCCCGUAUGGUUGGUGUUAUGUACUCGAGCAACCCUGUGGUUCUCAAUAAUGGCACCGAACUUGGUCCUUCUGGGCUCUAG
Aspergillus tubingensis is the source of this 690-nucleotide messenger RNA. Its product is annotated as cupin domain-containing protein. The transcript is spliced from 3 exons. The coding region runs from base 1 to 690 and encodes 229 amino acids. The record is from RefSeq and is a predicted model, not a curated record. Lineage: Eukaryota; Fungi; Ascomycota; Eurotiomycetes; Eurotiales; Aspergillaceae.